This is a messenger RNA of Trifolium pratense (red clover), 843 nucleotides long. RefSeq names its product inorganic pyrophosphatase 2-like. Gene Ontology annotation, molecular function: phosphatase activity. Lineage: Eukaryota; Viridiplantae; Streptophyta; Magnoliopsida; Fabales; Fabaceae. Bases 16 to 843 code for a protein of 275 amino acids. The record is from RefSeq and is a predicted model, not a curated record. The transcript has 4 exons.
CUCAAAAGAAAAAAAAUGUCUAACAUUGUUAUUGUUUUCGACUUUGACAAAACCAUCAUUGAUUGUGACAGUGAUGAUUGGGUCAUUGAUCAAUUUGGUUUCACUGAUUUCUUCAAUCACCUCCUUCCCACCACGCCUUUGAACUCCCUCAUGGAAAGAAUGAUGAUGGAGUUUCAUUCACAUGGUAAAAGCAUUGAAGACAUUGAAAAAGUUCUUCAUAGGAUUCCUAUUAACCAAAGAAUAAUUUCUGCAAUUAAAUCAGCACAUGCUUUAGGGUGUGAUUUGAGGAUUGUGAGCGAUUCCAAUACAUUUUUCAUUGAAACGUUUUUGAAGCAUUUGGGAAUAAGUGAAUGCUUCUCAGAGAUUAACACUAAUCCUGGUUAUGUUAAUCAAGAAGGAAGAUUAAGAAUUUUGCCUCAUCAUGAUUUCAAUAAGGCUUCACAUGGUUGUCCUCUCUGUCCUCCAAAUAUGUGCAAGGGUUUGAUCAUAGAUAGAAUCCAAAGUUCAAUUCUUGAAGGGGAUAAUAAUAAGAGGUUUAUUUAUCUUGGUGAUGGUAUUGGAGAUUAUUGUCCUAGUUUGAGGCUUAAAGAGAGAGAUUUCAUGAUGCCAAGGAAGAAUUUUCCAGCUUGGGACUUAAUAUGCAAAGACCCUUCACUUCUUAAGGCUGAAAUUCAUGGUUGGAGUGAUGGAGAAGAGUUAGAACAAGUUUUGAUGAAGUUGAUUAGCAAAAUUAUGAUAGAGGAAAAUGUUCAAUUCAUUUCUUCUGGUUGCAAGCUGCAAUCUCUAUCAAUUCCUGUGCACCAGCCUCCAAAGAUAAUUCAUCUUACAAUGCUUGGAAUUUAA